Molecule: messenger RNA, 1907 nt
Organism: Cuscuta epithymum
Lineage: Eukaryota; Viridiplantae; Streptophyta; Magnoliopsida; Solanales; Convolvulaceae
Source: the annotation of a GenBank genome assembly
GCAGAGUCUACUGAGGAGUGGCAUAUCAUUUACAGAUCACUUCAACCCUUUCAGUUUCCUUCCAUAUCAGCCGCCGUUGUACCCACCGGAAACAUAAUUCUCCGGCGAAGAAAAAGGAUGGUGCCGAUGGCGAUGGGAAUGGGAAUGGAGGCGGUGUGGGGGACGCUGGGCUCGACGGUGGUGACCCUCAUGCUGGUCUGGGCGACUUUCUCCCAGUACUGCCCCUAUGAAGUCCGUACUUUCCUGAAGACACGCACCAGGAAAUUGAGAAGGUUGUUCUACCCCUACGUCCACAUCUCCUUCCACGAGUUAUCCGGCGACUAUUUCAGGGGAGGCACCUCCGGCAACAUGUACAAGGCCAUCGAGCGCUACCUCGCCGCCAAUUCCUCCCACCAGGCUAAGCGUCUCAAGGCGGAGGACUUCAGGGACUCCCAGGCUCUGGUUCUCAGCAUGGACUACUUCCAGGAGGUCACCGACGAGUUUCAGGGGAUCAAACUCUGGUGGGUCUCCGAGAUGAAAUUUCCCACCAGCCAAACCAUCUCUUUCCGCGGCGGAGAUGAAGUCAAAAAGUUCUUCACCCUCAAGUUCCACGAGAAGCACCGCCACAUCGUCACCGGAGCUUACCUGAAACACGUGUUGGAGCAGGGGAAGGAGAUCUCGGUGAAGGACCGGCAGAGGAAGCUGUACACCAACAUCAGGAACGACGGAGGAUAUUAUUACCGGCGAAUGUGGACCCAAGUCGCCUUCGAACAUCCGGCGACCUUUGAGACCAUCGGAAUGGACCCCAAGAAGAAGCAAGAAAUCAUAGACGAUCUUAUCACCUUCAGCAAAUCAAAACAGUAUUAUGCCAAAGUCGGGAAGUCGUGGAAGCGCGGGUAUCUCCUCUACGGCCCUCCGGGCACCGGAAAGUCCUCUAUGGUGGCCGCCAUGGCUAAUUUCCUUGAAUACGACGUGUAUGACCUGGAAUUGACCGCCGUGAAGGACAACACGACCCUGAGAAAGCUCCUGAUCGAUACUUCCAGUAAGUCCAUCAUCGUCAUCGAGGAUAUCGACUGCUCUCUGGAACUCACCGGCCAGAGGAAAGGCAAACCAGAGGAAACAGAGGUAGAAGACCCGCUGAAGAUCGGGAAAGAGAAGAAACCUGAAGAGAAGAAGAGCGAAGUGACCCUCUCUGGUCUUCUGAACUUCAUCGACGGCCUCUGGUCCGCCAUUGGAGGAGAGAGGAUCAUCGUCUUCACCACUAAUUUCAGGGAAAAGCUCGACCCGGCUUUGAUCCGGAGAGGGAGAAUGGACAAGCACAUCGAGCUCUCCUAUUGCGGAUUCGAAGCGUUUAAAGUGCUCGCUAAGAACUAUUUGGAUGUUGAAACGCAUGAGCUUUUCCCGAAGAUCGAACGGUUGUUGACGGAGACGGAGAUUACGCCGGCGGAUGUUGCAGAGAACUUGAUGCCGAAAUCCGGCGAGGGAGACGAGACUACUUGUCUGGAAGCACUGGUUGAGGCUCUGGGCAAAGCUAAGGAAGACGCCAGAGUGAAAGCAGAGGAGGACGAAAGAAAGAAGGCGGAGGAGAAAGCUAAAGUAGAUGCCAAAUUGAAAGGACAGGAAGAAGAAGACAAAAUGAAGGCGGAGGAGAAAGCUGCGAAAUUGAAAACCGUAAGCCUUAAUUGAUCAGCAAGGAGAUUCAAAGUAUGUUCCUGCGGAAUUCACAUAUUAUAAUUAUAUUUCGAUUUAUUAGUUAUCACUAAACAUUUAAUGCACUGUUUUUAUCUUUCGUUCCCACUUCCCAGAGAUUAUCUGAUUAUGAAAUGUUGUUUAUUUGCAAUCGAGUGUGAGCAGAGUAGAAAAAAUGACUCGCAUAUUAUUACUAGACUCCUGGAUUCCAAUGAUAUGACUGUUUUGACAAUUCCCAC